UCGGCUAUAAAAUAACGACCCGCAUGAAAAAGCCCAUCUUCUGAUCUCUCUCCCUUUCUCUGAAAAUGGCGUCGUUGAGGAUGAUAGACAUCGCCGUUAACUUCACAGAUGGGAUGUUCAAGGGAAUGUACAAUGGCAAGAACUGUCAUGUCCCCGACAUAGCCACCGUCUUGAAUCGGGCUUGGUCUGCUGGAGUUGAUCGAAUCAUAGUAACCGGUGGAUCAUUACAAGAGUCAAGAGAAGCUCUUGCAAUUGCAGAAACUGAUGGCAGGCUGUUCUGCACAGUUGGGGUUCAUCCGACAAGAUGCAAGGAGUUUGAAGAGUCUGGGGACCCAGAGAACCAUCUCCAGGCUCUUUUGUCAUUAGCCAGAGAAGGAAUGCAGAAAGGGAAGGUUGUAGCAAUAGGCGAAUGUGGAUUGGAUUAUGAUCGACUUCACUUCUGCCCAGCUGACAUCCAGAAGAAGUACUUUGAGAAGCAAUUUGAAUUAGCACAUGCGACAAAGUUACCUAUGUUUCUACACAUGCGAGGAGCUGCUGAGGAUUUCUGCGAAAUUGUAGAGAAAAACAAGCACAGGUUCACUGGAGGAGUUGCCCAUUCAUUCACUGGUAGCGCAGCAGAUCGUGACAAGCUUCUGUCUUUCGAUAAAAUGUACAUUGGUCUAAAUGGCUGCUCGCUUAAGACAGACGAGAAUCUUGGCGUCAUAAAGGGCAUUCCAAUUGGGAGGAUGAUGAUCGAGACAGAUUCUCCGUAUUGCGAGAUAAGGAGCACCCAUGCGGGAAUUAAGUUUGUGAAGUCGACUUGGCCUUCCAAGAAAAAAGAGAAGUAUGAGCAGGAGUCUCUUGUCAAAGGCCGUAACGAACCUUGCCUGGUUCGCCAAGUCCUUGAGGUGGUGGCAGGAUGCAAAGAAAUUGAGGAUAUAGGCCAACUUAGCAAAACCUUGUACCACAACACUAGCAGGGUUUUCUUCCCUCAGGACUUGGAUUCUGCGGCAGAUGCUCUGCUUACAGGCUAACCAUGACAACCAACUGGAAGGAAAUGGCUUGUUUACCAUUUAUGGAAACCUUACAACCAUCUGAAUCUAAAGAUCACUACCAUUUAUGGUAUUCUACUUUCAGUAUAAGUGAAUUAUCCGAACGCCAAUCUACAAAAGGUUAUUACGUUAUUUUAAUAUUUCUAAUUAGGAAAAACCAUUUUUUUUGUC
Messenger RNA from Tarenaya hassleriana, 1202 nucleotides. RefSeq names its product putative deoxyribonuclease TATDN1. Bases 66 to 1013 code for a protein of 315 amino acids. Gene Ontology annotation, molecular function: 3'-5'-DNA exonuclease activity. The transcript is spliced from 12 exons. Lineage: Eukaryota; Viridiplantae; Streptophyta; Magnoliopsida; Brassicales; Cleomaceae. The record is from RefSeq and is a predicted model, not a curated record. Gene Ontology annotation, cellular component: cytosol.